AUGGUUCCUCCUCCUGCUGAACUCCGCAGAAAGUUGGUUAUUGUCGGUGACGGUGCCUGCGGUAAGACCUGUUUGUUGAUUGUCUUUUCCAAGGGAACGUUCCCAGAAGUUUAUGUUCCCACAGUGUUUGAAAAUUACGUUGCUGAUGUUGAGAUUGAUGGCACUGUAGUUGAAUUAGCCCUUUGGGAUACAGCUGGCCAGGAAGAUUACGACAGAUUGAGACCCUUGUCCUACCCAGACUCCAACGUCAUCUUGAUCUGUUUCUCUGUUGAUUCGCCAGAUUCGUUGGAUAACGUUUUAGAAAAGUGGAUUUCUGAGGUGUUGCACUUCUGCCAAGGUGUCCCUAUCAUUUUGGUUUGUUGUAAGGCUGACUUGAGAAACGAUCCUAAUGUCAUUGAGCAAUUGAGACAACACCAACAACAACCAGUUUCGACCUCCGAGGGCCAAUCAGUAGCUGAAAAGAUUGGUGCCUAUUCCUACUUGGAAUGUUCUGCCAGAACCGGCCAGGGAGUGAGAGAAGUGUUUGAAACUGCCACUAGAGCCUCCUUGAGCAGAAAGGAAAAGAAGACAAAGAAGAAGAAGUGUGUUGUCUUGUAA
Molecule: messenger RNA, 597 nt
Organism: Scheffersomyces stipitis CBS 6054
Lineage: Eukaryota; Fungi; Ascomycota; Pichiomycetes; Serinales; Debaryomycetaceae
Product: Rho family protein
Exons: 1
Coding region: 1-597 (198 amino acids)
Biological process (GO): small GTPase-mediated signal transduction
Molecular function (GO): GTP binding; GTPase activity
Source: RefSeq, a predicted model, not a curated record